CGGAAGUGGCGACCCGAAAAUCCAGUCAGACAACGAGUGCAGUGAGUUGUGUAAACCAGGUUGCAAUUUGUGGCGUUACACAAGAACUGGUGCGGAAGUUGUCGUGCUUUGUGCUUCCCAUACAGCUCCGAACUCUGUUAGAGUCUGUGUAGCCAAGUAUUCUCCGUGUCAGUCUACCGGAGAGGCCAGGAGUUGUCUGCUUUUAGCUAGAUACCCCCCCCCCCCCCCUUACACCAUGGCAAAAGUCUUGUUCGUUUUCCUGCUGUGUGCUCUAACAGGAAUAUCUAGCCAGGACGGACAAACUGCCUGUCAUGGCGCGGACGGCAGUAUCUACAAUGCGGAGUGUAACACGCCUCCAGCCGAACUGACCAAGGAACAGAUGUUUAAGAACGGGCACAUGAAGCGUUUCGGCGCCCAUCGCCCCCCUGAUCACAUCGUGGAGGAACUGCCCUACAUGAUUGCACCUGAAGACUUCCACGCGCUGUACGUCUCCAAACACAAACCAGUCGUCAUCAAGGGUGCAGCUAAGCACUGGCCUGCUUAUACAAAGUGGACAGAUGAGUACCUCAAGAAGAACUGGGGGGAUGUGACCUUCAACAUGGAGACCAAGGAUGACGACAAGGUCAAUCUUCCUCCAUCUAGAAUGCUGAAAGACUUUUUGGAGGUGUAUCGGGAGAAGGACCUGUACCUGGUGGAUGAGGUUCACCCAGGGAUGCGCGAGGACGUCAUCCUGCCACUGUGCCUCCGCUGCGAGGAGAUGUCGUCCAAGUUCUUUGUGUCCUACUACUGGCACAGCAGCGGGAACACCAGCUCGACCCUGCACAUCGACACGGAUGAGAACAUGCUGUGUGUGAUCAGGGGAAGCAAGAAGGCCAUCCUGGUCUCACCUGUCUACUCUAAUGAUGUGUAUGCUGAUGAUGCUGACCUUUUGGGUGUUUCACCUGUGCCAGCGGACAAGGUGGAUCUGGAGAAGUUUCCACGUGUGAUGAACGUGCGCUACCACCUGGCUAACAUGGAGGAGGGGGACAUGCUGUAUCUGCCACAGAUGUGGUGGCACCAGGUUGACUCCGGCGGUGGUCGUCAGCAGGCUGUUGCCCUGUGGUGGAAGUCCAAACCAUGGUGGAAGGAACACGGCAAGCAUGCACCACCUGUGGAGGCUGAGCUUGUGUUUGAGGGUAGUACGAGUGAGCGAAAGUACUCCUUUGGCAAUGCCCUGGCCCAGUACGAGACCUGGGUGAACGAAGUUGCUCCGCUGGCCCCACGUUUGAAGUGUGAGAGCCAGCAGGCCAGGAUGAGCGACUUCCGCUUUGAGACGGACAAGGAUGACUGGGGGGACAACCCCGAGGAAGACUGGGAUGGACAGAACCAUGGGUCAGAGGAGGAUGAGUCGGCACGUAUGGACUCACUGUGCGACUUUGACAGGACGAACCCCCUAAACCCCUGCCCGUUCUGUGCGGAUGAUGAUGCUGUUCCCCAAUGUAUCCGCUACAUCCUGGACUACUGCCAGGUGUACCAGGACAGGGGCUGUGUGGUGCAGCUGCCGCAGCUCCUCAACAAGCAGACCAAGGAGGACUUCGAAAUUAUAGCUGCGAUGGAGUCUCCUUUUCAUUCCCAACUGUAGUCUCUAUGUGUCAGGACAUUUCUGAUUUCAUACUGUGUCAUUAAUAAUACUCUGUUUUCCUCACAGUACUGAGAAAUUACUGAAUAUUUUGUAUUCUAUCAGCCACAUUUACAUUUGCCAAGAAGGCUAUGUUUUUGGCAGCACUCAUGUGUCUGGCAACACAACAACUCAAGAAUGCCCAGAUGGAUUGUCUUCAAUUUUGGUAUGUGGGUAGGUAUUGAAGCUUUUCCUAUGUUCAUGUUUUUCUAACUUUCAUAUAAAGUUGUGCUUAAGGAGCUGUGACUGUUAGCGAUGUACAUAUUAUGGCAUUAAGGAAAUGGGUGUAAAAGUAUUUGAGAAUUUGGUCAGAGGAAAGCCCCUGACAGCAUUCUUUACAAUUUAAGGGCAAAAAUAGUUUCAUCAAGGUUUUGAAAAUCAUCUUAUAAGAUACAUCAUGAUUUCAAGUCAGCUUACUGUAUGACAUGUCAAUGAAGUACGGAAUGCUAAUGCAUGUUCAAAGCUGCAAUAGGUUUUCAAGGUCUUUGCAAUUAUGUUUCUUGAAGUAACUUUGGCUUUAAGAUAUAUAUAUUCGCUUAUAUAUAUAUAUUAUACAGUGGUUAUAUAUAUUAUAGAGUGGUUAAGCAGUCUUUCUGUGAAAUAAAAUUGUGAUGUCUGGGGAAAGUUUCUCUUUCUGUUCCAUUUGGUCUUCACAAAAUGGAAUAUGUUGUGAUUGAUAUCAAACUGUCAGGGACUGAGCAGGUCAUAAAAGAUCCUGCCACCACAAGGCAACUAUUUUCUGCACUCCUUUUACAAAGGGCAAAUAAUAAGUUCCACCAUCAGAUUUUGAGUGCCAUUCAUAAGAAAAUCAUAUGUGUGUGUGGUCUUAACUUUCAGCACAAGCAUCCUCUUUCGGCACUAUCAUCCUCUUUAACUUCUCACCAAGGCUAAUCUGCAUUUGCCCUCAACUUAAAAAACAUCAUUCACGGUUCCUUUACAAUAUGUCCUUCAUUUCAUGACUGUGUAUGUCACUGCAGUAGAAGAGUGGGCAUAAACUUGUGUGUGGAUUGAGGGUGUCAAUUGCCACAGCACCCCAUCGAUUCUCGCACUUGAUUUCAUCUUGUUCCGUUCAUUGCACACGGAAUAAUGCUUUGUUGUAUCUGUCAGUCCCGUUUGAAAAUUAUUGGGCUCGCCACUGCACUGAUGGCAGCUGACAGCGGCACAAAUAUCGACUUGAUUGUGUCGGCACGAAAUUGAAUUUGCGCGUGAUUGCCCAAAAAGGAUGCUUAUUGCCACCAACCGCUUUCAGGUCUGACAAUAUCUGCAAAAUCUAUUUAUUGGAUGUUUCCAUCUCCUGGAGAGAGAGUGAAGGAGAAUAUGGUCUGAUCUAUCAAACUGUGAUCGUGGCAGACAGAGGGAAGAUUGGUUUAUUUUGUAGGCCAUUAGCUUUAAUAGCAUAUCCUUUCUGGGCUACUACAAACAUCAACAUAUAAAUUACACCAGGUAACAUCACGAUUAACCAAGGCCACAUGAAGUUGAUUUCCUGGAUGACAUCCAGGCAGACUUUGCUUUUGGCCUGCUUCAAUAACAUUUUAAGUCU
Branchiostoma floridae (Florida lancelet) is the source of this 3197-nucleotide messenger RNA. RefSeq lists its product as uncharacterized. The record is from RefSeq and is a predicted model, not a curated record. NCBI's taxonomy places the organism in Eukaryota, Metazoa, Chordata, Leptocardii, Amphioxiformes, Branchiostomatidae. Bases 236 to 1621 code for a protein of 461 amino acids. Gene Ontology annotation, molecular function: 2-oxoglutarate-dependent dioxygenase activity. The transcript has 7 exons.